AUAAGAAUUUUGAAAUUGCAGAAGCCCCAAACCCUUGAGCAAAUUGGAAAGCGAGGAAAUGGAAGGAAGCGAGAGCGAGAAAGUGUUCGAUUCGCUGAACCUAAAUCCGAAGCUCUUCGUCAACGAGGCCCUCAAUAUUGUCGACGAGUUAGUUGAUGAUGCUUUUGAUUUCUUCCACCAAGAGGCAGCAAAUCUUCUGAAAACUGAAGGCACAAAUCGAUCGGAAGAUCUAAAAGAGGGUGUGGCUCAAAUUAAGAACAUGGUCCAAUUGACUCUGGACAAGCGGUUGAGUUUAUGGGAGAAGUACUGUUUGCACAAUUGCUUUAAAGUUCCGCAAGGGUUCUCUUUGCCUAAAGCUGAUGGACCAUCUGGUGACACUUCAUUUGAUAUUAAUGCUGUUGAGAAUCCUGAACUAGAUGAAAAGUUGGAUUUCUUAAGGAACAAGAUUUCCGAGGUGGGAAAAGAGUCUGCUGAGCUCAACAGAGAACUACAAGCUCUCGAAGGGCAGUCCAUGUUAAGUGGCCACUCUGCUGCCUCUCUUACUGAAGCGUUGGAGUUGUAUCAGCAACUGGCAGUGAACGAGAAGUUUGAAGAACUGGUACGAACUGCAUCAGAUUUUCAAUCCAAAGUGGAGAAUUUGGCAACCAGAAUGGUGGAGGACACUGAGCACCGCAGAGCAAAAAAAAUUCGCACUUCAAAUGGGGAAGUGUUCAGAUCGAACAAUGAUGAAGGCCUACUGAGUGCGACACUGGAGGAACUUCAAGUAUUCGUGGAUGAUAUAAAGACUCUUCGUGACUGAACUGUGGCUUAAUUUACUGAUGCUGUAAAUAAGCGCUCUUGUAGGUUCUUAGUAAUGUAAGAAUUUUUCUCUUGUUUUGAAAUGUAAAGUUUGAGAGAUAAUAGUAACCACUUCACUAGGACAUUAGCAAGGGAAGUAGAAAAGAUUGGCGAUAUCAAAAUCUGUAUUAUUGAUGAUCUGUCAAUAGUUAGAUGAUUUGCAUGUUUGUGACAAACUCAAUGAAAAGCCAUAAAUUUUAGCUGCUGC
This is a messenger RNA of Nicotiana tabacum (common tobacco), 1045 nucleotides long. NCBI's taxonomy places the organism in Eukaryota, Viridiplantae, Streptophyta, Magnoliopsida, Solanales, Solanaceae. The record is from RefSeq and is a predicted model, not a curated record.